Messenger RNA from Oncorhynchus keta (chum salmon), 5631 nucleotides. Its product is annotated as protein cornichon homolog 3-like. The transcript has 7 exons. The record is from RefSeq and is a predicted model, not a curated record. The coding region runs from base 474 to 953 and encodes 159 amino acids. Lineage: Eukaryota; Metazoa; Chordata; Actinopteri; Salmoniformes; Salmonidae. Gene Ontology annotation, biological process: vesicle-mediated transport; regulation of AMPA receptor activity. Gene Ontology annotation, cellular component: dendrite; synapse.
UAUAGGUUAACUGUGGUUUGAAGACGCUGUUUAUUAUGCCUAAUGCCAGGAUUGUUGGGGAGAUACCAUCACAUAGUAGCCGACAAGAUUCUCUUUAGUCACUGUAUGGAUAACAUUUACCUGUCAAAGGCAGUAUUCCUAUCCUGGAUGCUUUUGUGCAUAAUUUGGAUCUCUUGAUAUCAAUUUCAAGACAUCGCUUGGACUUUGCUAUUGUGUAACAAUGUCUGUCCGUUUUCACCAUAUCGAGUCCACUGGUCUAAUUUCCAAUUAAAACAUUUGGCGGCAACACGUUUGGACUUCAAAGUGAGACCGCGGACGAGCGUUUCGUUGGACGUUCUGCAACAAUUUGUUGCAACAUUCAGGGCAAAGUGAUGGUGUCGUUAUCACUUCGGUUUGCCAUGGCAACAUAAUCCUUUAAAAAAAAUAAUUCAGCCGAGUUCUCUUUUGGGUGAUAUUUCUCGUGGUGUUCAAUUAUGUUCACUUUCGCUGCCUUCUGCUAUAUGCUGUCGCUGGUCCUCUGUGCUUCUCUGAUCUUCUUUGCGAUAUGGCAUAUAACAGCCUUUGAUGAGCUGCAGGCAGACUUUAAGGUCCCCAUCGAUCAGGGCAAUCCACUCCAUGCGAGAGAGCGACUCCGGAACAUUGAGAGAAUCUGCUGCCUGCUGAGAAAGUUGGUGCUUCCAGAGUACUCUAUCCAUGGGCUGUUCUGUAUCAUGUUCCUGUGUGCCCAGGAGUGGCUGACAGUAGGCCUCAACAUCCCCCUCCUCUUCUACAACACAUGGAGGUACUUCCACAGCCCCACAGACACUAAGGAGCUCCUCUACGACCCAGCCUCGGUCAUGAAUGGGGACACGCUCAAGUUCUGCCAAAAAGAGGCCUGGUGCAAGAUGUCCUUCUUCGUCCUCUCCUUCUUCUACUAUCUCUACUGUAUGGUCUACUCCUUGGUAACCUCAUAACAGCAGAACUCUCUGUAUUUGAGCCAUCCUCCGGAUAUCAGAGACUGAUUUCUGGAAUAUGAGUUAGCUAGCGCAAACAACAACUUUGGAGCAAAAAAGAGCACUUUGUGUCACAGCUUUUCUGUUUCAUUAGAAGAAGGACAGUUGUUGAGUCUGGGCUGUGCUGGUCUGGUCUGGGGGGAAAGGAAGGGUUUCAGCACCAGUCCCAGUCGUCUCCUCAUGUAACGAGACCUUACAGUAUUGUUUACAGUGCUCUGUAGGUCAACAGCCCAUGAUGAGUCACAGCGACCACCAUAUCUACUUUUGUCUGUCACUCCCUGGCCAAUGUUUGUACUCACAGCCUGUCCUGGAGAAGUACAGUAGCACCACCACUACCAUAGUAGGACACAGUAGUGUUUUUGUUUUUGUUUUUAGGGGGUGGAUCCGCUUUAAUAUUGCAGAUAGAUUGUGGCUUUAAUCAAUGUAAUUGUCUGCGUCGUUGCCAAUAUCUCAUAUAUUUUUGGGGGAUAAUAUGUAUUUUUGGGGGUUAAUAUUUAUACAGUUCCAGUCAAACGCUGGGACACACCUACUCAUUCAAGGGUAUUUAUUUAUUUGUACAAUGUUCUACAUUGUAUCAUAAUAGUGAAGACAUCAAAACUAUGAAAUAACACAUAGAGUCAUGUAGUAAACAAAAAAGUGUUCAUCAAAAUAGCUACCCUUUGCCUUGAUGACAAAUUUGCACACUCUUGACAUUCUCUCAACCAGCUUCAUGAGGUAGUCAUCUGGAAUGUAUUUCAAUUAACAGGUGUGCCUUGUUAAAAUUUAAUUUGUGGAAUUUCUUUCCUUCUUAAUGCAUGUGAGACAAUCAAUUGUGCUGUGACAAGGUAAGGGUGGUAUACAGAAUAUAGCCCUAUUUGGUAAAAGACCAAGUCCAUAUUAUGGCAAGAACAGCUAAAAUAAGCAAAGAGAAAUGACAGUCCAUCAUUGCUAAGGUCAGUCAAUAUGGAAAAUUUCAAUAACUUUGAAAGUUUCUUGAAGUGCAGUCGCAAAAACCAUCAAGUGCUAUAAUGAAACUGGCUCUCGUGAGGACCGCCAGAGGAAAGGAAGAGUUACCUCUGCUGCAGAGGAUACGUUCAUUCGAGUUAACAGCCUCAGAUUGCAGCCCAAAUAAAUGCUUCAAAGAGUUCAAGUAACAGACACAUCUCAACAUCAACUGUUCAGAGCAGACUGCGUGAAUUUGGCCUUCAUGGUCGAAUUGCUGCAAAGAAACCACUACUAAAGGACACCAAUAACAAAAUAGACUUGCUUGGGCCAAGAAACAUGAGCAAUGGACAUUAGACCAGUGGAAAUCUGUCCUUUGGUCUGAUGAGCCCAAAUUUGAGAUUUUUGGUUCCAACCGCCGUGUCUUUGUGAAACGCAGAGUAGGUGAACGGAUGAUGUCCACAUGUGUGGUUCCCACCGUGAAGCAUGGAGGAGGUGUGAUGGUGUGUGGGUGCUUUGCUGAUGACACCUAGUAUCAGGUAAACAAAUAAACAUGAGUUGUUUAGAAUUCAAGGCACACUUAACCAGCAUGGCUACCAUAGCAUUCUGCAGCAAUACGCAAUCCCAUCUGGUUUGCACUUAGUGGGACUAUCAUUUGCUUUUCAACAGGACAAUGACCCAACACACCUUCAGGCUGUGUAAGGGCUAUUUGACCAAGAAGGAGAGUGAUUGAGUGCUGCAUCAGAUGACCUGGGUUCCACAAUCACCCCACCUCAACCCAAUUAAGAUGGUUUCGGAUGAGUUGGACCGCAGAGUGAAGGAAAAGCAACAGGUGCUCAGCAUAUGUGGGAACUUCUUCAAGAAAGCAUUCCAGGUGAAGCUGGUUGAGAGAAUGCCAAGAGUGUGCAAAGCUGUCAUCAAGGCAGGGUGGCUACUUUGAAGAAUCUAAAAUAGAAAAUAUAUUUUGAUUUGUUUAAAACUUUUAUGGUUAUUGCAUGAUUCCAUAUGUUUUAUUUCAUAGUUUUGAUGUCUUCACUAUUAUUCUACAGUGUAGAAAAUAGUAAAAAUAUUCAUUAGAUAGUACACUCAAAACACCAGUCUCAACGUCAAUAGUGAAGAAGCGACUCCAAGAUCCUGGCCUUCUAGGCAGAGUUGCAAAGAAAAAGCUAUAUCUCUGUCCAGUGUCUGUGUUCUUUUGCCCAUCUUAAUCUUUUAUUUUUAUUGGCCAGUCUGAGAUAUGGCUUUUUCUUUGCAGCAUCCCGGAGUCGUCUCUUCACUGUUGAUGUUGAGACUGGUGUUUUGCGGUUACUAUUUAAUGAAGCUGCCAGUUGAGGACUUGUGAGGUGUCUGUUUCUCAAACUAGACCCUCUAAUGUACCUCUUGCUCAGUUGUGCACCGGGGCCUCCUACUCCUCUUUCUAUUCUGGUUAGAGCCAGUUGGCACAGGUCUAUGAAGGGAGUAGUACACCGCGUUGUACAAGAGCUUCAGUUUCUUGGCAAUUUCUCACAUGGAAUAGCCUUCAUUUCUCAGAACAAGAAUAGACUGACGAGUUUCAGAAGAAAGUGUUUUGUUUCUGGACAGUUUGAGUCUGUAAUCGAACCCACAAAUGCUGACGCUCCAGAUACUCGACUCGUCUAAAGAAGGCCAGUUUUAUUGCUUCUUUAAUCAGGACAACAGUUUUUAGCUGUGCUAACAUAAUUGCAAAAGUGUUUUCAACUGAUCAAUUACCCUUUUAAAAUGAUAAACUUGGAGUAGCUAACACAACGUGCCAUUGGAACACAGGAGUGUUGGUUGCUGAUAAUGGGCCUCUGUACGCCUCUGUAGAUAUUCCAUAAAAAAAUAACAAUGUCUACACUGUAUUUCUGAUCAAUUCUGUUAUUUUAAUGUUAAAAAAAUGUGCUUUUCUUUCAAAAACAAAGACAUUUCAAAGUGACCCCAAACCUUUGAACGGUAAUGCAUGUAUUUUUUAUUUGUAUUCCUUUAUUAUUUUCCCCUAACCCUACCAUUCCUCCCCUAAUUGGAGUAAACUGAUGAACAACAACACUUAGGCUUUUACUUCCAGCUUCUACAUACUCAACCCCUCCCAUCUAUCUCUUUUAUUUUAUUUUUUUAUUUCACCUUUAUUUAACCAGGUAGGCUAGUUGAGAACAAGUUCUCAUUUGCAACUGCGACCUGGCCAAGAUAAAGCAUAGUAGUGUGAACAGACAACACAGAGUUGCACAUGGAGUAAACAAUUAACAAGUCAAUAACACAGUAGAAAAAAUGGGCAGUCUAUAUACAAUGUGUGCAAAAGGCAUGAGGAGGUAGGCGAAUAAUACAAUUUUGCAGAUUAACACUGGAGUGAUAAAUGAUCAGAUGGUCAUGUACAGGUGGAGAUAUUGGUGUGCAAAAGAGCAGAAAGGUAAAUAAAUAAAAAACAGUAUAAAAACAGUAUGGGAAUGAGGUAGGUGAAAAUGGUUGGGCUAUUUACCUAUAGACUAUGUACAGCUGCAGCGAUCGGUUAGCUGCUCGGAUAGCUGAUGUUUGAAGUUGGUGAGGGAGAUAAAAGUCUCCAACUUCAGCGAUUUUUGCAAUUCGUUCCAGUCACAGGCAGCAGAGUACUGGAACGAAAGGCGGCCAAAUGAGGUGUUGGCUUUAGGGAUGAUCAGUGAGAUACACCUGCUGGAGCGCGUGCUACGGAUGGGAGUUGCCAUUGUGACCAGUGAACUGAGAUAAGGCGGAGCUUUACCUAGCAUGGACUUGUAGAUGACCUGGAGCCAGUGGGUCUGGCGACGAAUAUGUAGUGAGGGCCAGCCGACUAGAGCAUACAAGUCGCAGUGGUGGGUGGUAUAAGGUGCUUUAGUGACAAAACGGAUGGCACUGUGAUAGACUGCAUCCAGUUUGCUGAGUAGAGUGUUGGAAGCCAUUUUGUAGAUGACAUCGCCGAAGUCGAGGAUCGGUAGGAUAUUCAGUUUUACUAGGGUAAGCUUGGCAGCGUGAGUGAAGGAGGCUUUGUUGCGGAAUAGAAAGCCGACUCUUGAUUUGAUUUUCGAUUGGAGAUCGAGAUUGAUGUGAGUCUGGAAGGAGAGUUUGCAGUCUAGCCAGACACCUAGGUACUUAUAGAUGUCCACAUAUUCAAGGUCGGAACCAUCCAGGGUGGUGAUGCUAGUCGGGCAUGCGGGUGCAGGCAGCGAUCGGUUGAAAAGCAUGCAUUUGGUUUUACUCGCGUUUAAGAGCAGUUGGAGGCCACGGAAGGAGUGCUGUAUGGCAUUGAAGCUCAUUUGGAUUCUCUGAAGAGAAUCCAGUUUUGAUUUCUAUUUGCCAUGUAUUUUUCAACUGUGCAAUUAUGUUUCACAAAAGUCCUGAACCUGUACAAUUUUUUACAGACACAGUAUAUUUUACAUGAUUUUGCACAGUUUGUCUCAGACACAGCACAGUUGUACACAGCACAGUUGUGGUUGUCAGUGGGACAAACAUGUCUUCUUCUUCAACCAUCUGCCCUUAGAGUCUCACUGACAGUAGCUUUUUCUUUACUGUUGGGAAGGGGAGAUGACACAUCCUGCACAGAGACAAGGUGAACAUCCUGUACAGGGACAAGGUGAACAUCCUGUAUAGGGACAAGGUGAACAUCCUGUACAGGGACAAGGUGAACAUCCUGUACAGGGACAAGGUGAACAUCCUGUAUAGGGACAAGGUGAACAUCCUGUACAGGGACAAGGUGAACAUCCUGUAUAGGGAC